Molecule: messenger RNA, 480 nt
Organism: Rhizophagus irregularis DAOM 181602=DAOM 197198
Lineage: Eukaryota; Fungi; Glomeromycota; Glomeromycetes; Glomerales; Glomeraceae
Source: RefSeq, a predicted model, not a curated record
UUUUAUUUACCAGAACUAUUAGAACAGAUUUUACAUUUCUUAUUGAUAGAUAAAUCUCUCUAUCCCGCUCUAUAUGUAACCCAAUUGUGGUACAGAUGUGGUGCCCCUAUUCUGUAGAAGCGUAUCGAAUUGAGAGGGAAAGACUUAUUUCCUGGACAAUCUCUUCCAAAUGAUUAUAAAAAUUACUGUGCAAAGGAUCACCCUCGAUUAAAUAAAUUCAUAAGGAUAGAACGUGUAAAGGAUCUCUCUCGAUUGAAAAAAUUCAUAAAGUUAGUACAUAGGAAGCAAACGCCAGUUUAUUGCUCAAAUGUAACUCAUCUCGAAGUAUCAUACUACCAUUCACUUUCAGAUAAAAAAAUCAUAAGCAUUGUACAUUCAUGCCCAAAUAUAACCCACUUGAGUUUCAUAAAUAGAAUAGCAUUUAGUAAUAGAGCAUUAGAACUGAUAGCGAGUUCAUACCCGAAUCUGAAGUAUCUCAAU